Molecule: messenger RNA, 2329 nt
Organism: Epinephelus moara (kelp grouper)
Lineage: Eukaryota; Metazoa; Chordata; Actinopteri; Perciformes; Serranidae
Product: cyclin-dependent kinase 17-like
Exons: 18
Coding region: 358-1989 (543 amino acids)
Biological process (GO): protein phosphorylation
Cellular component (GO): cytoplasm; nucleus
Molecular function (GO): ATP binding; protein kinase activity
Source: RefSeq, a predicted model, not a curated record
GCAGCAGCAGCAGGCAGCGUCAGCAGGCAGAGGACACACACUCAGAUCAACCAGUAAUCACCAUCGUCUCUCACACUGCCAUGGUCGAAAAACCAACAACAGCGCUUCCUAUUUCGCACCGGGAGUGAAACUUUAAAGCCUGUAAGAAACAUGCUGCUGGAAGCUGCGACCCCGCGGAUAUAAGCGACAGUGAAGAGCGGAAAGUAGCUCCCACAACACCGAAACCACAAAGAACAAGAAGCUCUUUUUUCACGCUCGGAGGGAAAGACGGCAUCCGGCCUGAGAAGAAGCUCCGAGGUCGGGGACUCCGGUCGGAGCAACGCUCAUCGUUUCUGGCCUCCCCUUCCCGAGAGCUCUAUGGAGAAGAUGAAGCGGUUCAAGCGACGUCUGUCUCAGACGUUACGAGGCAGCCACACCAUCGACGAGUCGCUGUCUGAGCUGGCAGAGCAGAUGACCAUAGAGGAGAACGGCCUGAAGGACAGCGAGCCCAUAGUGAGGAAUGGUCGUCCUCCCUCGGCCCACAGUGUCCACUCCUUCCUCCACCAGUACACAGGCUCCUUUAAAAAGCCUCCGCUGCGACGGCCUCAGAGCGUCAUUGGAGGAGGCCUGGGCUCUCUCAUGGUCAUGCCUCGCAACGGCAGCCGCCUCGAUAUCGUCCAUGAGAACCUGAAGAUGGGGUCAGACGGGGAGAGCGACCAGGCGUCGGGGACUUCCUCUGACGAGGUGCAGUCGCCUACGGGUGUGUGCCUGAGGAACAGAGGGAACAGACGCAUCUCUGCAGAGGACCUGAACAAACGCCUGUCUCUGCCGGCUGACAUCAGGAUACCUGACGGUUACCUGGAGAAGCUGCAGCUGAGCAGCCCGCCCUUCGACCAGCCGCUGAGCCGACGCUCCCGCAGAGCAUCACUGUCAGAAAUUGGCUUUGGGAAGCUGGAAACCUACAUCAAACUGGACAAACUGGGGGAGGGCACGUACGCUACAGUCUUCAAGGGGAGGAGUAAGCUGACAGACAACCUUGUGGCGCUGAAGGAGAUCAGACUGGAGCACGAGGAGGGGGCGCCAUGCACAGCUAUCAGAGAAGUGUCGUUACUGAAGGACCUGAAACACGCCAACAUUGUGACACUGCACGACAUCAUCCACACAGACAAGUCACUCACACUGGUCUUCGAGUACCUGGACAAAGACCUCAAGCAGUACAUGGACGACUGCGGGAACAUCCUGAGCAUGCAGAAUGUCAAGAUCUUCCUGUUCCAAAUCCUGCGAGGCUUGGCCUACUGUCACAGAAGGAAAGUUCUCCACAGAGACCUGAAGCCCCAGAAUCUGCUCAUCAACGACAGAGGAGAACUCAAACUGGCUGACUUUGGCCUGGCGAGGGCGAAAUCAGUGCCCACUAAAACAUACUCUAACGAGGUGGUAACACUUUGGUAUCGGCCUCCCGACGUGCUGCUGGGCUCCUCUGAGUACUCCACACAGAUAGACAUGUGGGGUGUGGGCUGUAUAUUCUACGAGAUGGCUGCCGGCAGGCCCCUGUUCCCAGGCUCCACAGUGGAGGACGAGCUGCACCUCAUCUUCAGGCUGUUAGGCACUCCCACAGAAGACAGCUGGCCUGGAAUAUCUUCCAUCGACGAGUUCAAGUCCUACAAGUUCCCCAAGUACAAGGUCCAGCCUCUCAUUAACCACGCACCCAGCUCUCUAUUCAUUGAGGAUGGAAAUGAUGAAAUGUUUCUAAUCAGACCCAGGUUGGACACUGAUGGCAUCGACCUGCUGAUGUCAUUCCUAAAAUAUGAGUCGAAAAAGAGGAUCUCUGCUGAUGAAGCAAUGAGACAGCCAUACUUCAGGAGCCUGGGGCCACGUGUGCACACACUGCCAGAGAGCAUAUCCAUAUUCACACUGAAGGAGGUCCAGUUGCAGAGAGAUCCCGGCUACCGGAACUCAUCGUACCCUGAGUCAGGAAACGGAAAGAGCAGAAGACAAAGCAUGCUGUUUUAGAUUCUCUGGACUGUAUUUUUUUAUUUGGGGAGGAUCUCCCAGCUGUACAGUCUCGCAAAAUGGAUCAGAAACCCGAGAUGGAUGUUGGCGUGGAGCAUCAUCAUCAUCAUCAUCACUCACCCCAAACGACUUGGGAAACUCGUCCACAGUGCGACCGACCCUGUUUCCAGGUCUGGCCUGAACCUGGCCCAAAAGAGACAUUUAUAUACUGUACAUCUAUAUUUAUUGAGAAGAGAAUUUGCUGCUAAAUCUAACUACUGUCUAGAAUUCUAACUGGCUCAGUCACUUUAAAGAGAACAUGCAAUGUGUAUAGAUUUUUAUUUUAUUUUUUUUUUUUUGA